AGGAGGAGAAACUGAAGCGGCCGCUCUCACACAUGCAGGCGUGGGAGAUCGCCCAUACGCGGAAGGACCCCAAGCCUGGCGAGCCCAAGUACUACGGCAAGAAGACCGCAGGGAGGAAGAAGGCCUACUCCGAAGCGUAUCUGAAGUUACAUCCUGACACACCUGACCCCAUUGCGGCGCCUCUGGAAGACAUGGCGGUGGUGAGGAUGGGGCCCAAGGAGCACGGUCGGGAGGCGGUUCUCGAUGCUGUGAUCACUCCUAGUAUCUCCUACACACAGCUUCGUCGGAUCGACCCGAGCCUGAGCCAGCGCACGAGCCAGCCAGUGACCAGUACACAGUCCCUCUUUCAGGAGCAACAAUCUGCCUACCUGGAGUACACACGCCAGGAGACCAUGGCGUGGCAUCAGAGGCUUUAUGAACACCAAGUGCAGAGGGAUAGCCAGAUGCAGCAGGCUUUUCAGGAUAUGGCGGCCGGCAGGUGUCCUCAGUUCCCUCCAGCACAAUGCCCUCCAGCACAACCAGUGCUGAUGAGCUUUGAGGAGUUUGUGGCACAGAACGUUGGCCCCUUGCCGGUUAGUUCAUCCCCAAUCUAUUCACCCAAAGCAUGUCAUGCCUUUCAACACAGUCAUAUAUCCCGUGCAUAUGUCUUUUCAACAUCCAGGGAAUAG
This is a messenger RNA of Triticum urartu, 668 nucleotides long. The record is from RefSeq and is a predicted model, not a curated record. Lineage: Eukaryota; Viridiplantae; Streptophyta; Magnoliopsida; Poales; Poaceae.